Messenger RNA from Closterium sp. Yama58-4, 477 nucleotides. NCBI's taxonomy places the organism in Eukaryota, Viridiplantae, Streptophyta, Zygnematophyceae, Desmidiales, Closteriaceae. The record is from the annotation of a GenBank genome assembly.
AUGGCUCGCUACUCGUCUCUGUCAGUCUUGGCCAUUGCUCUCAUUCUCGCCGUGUCAGUUGCGGAAGCCGUCCGCGUACCCGAUGCGUUCUCCGUUCUCCGAUCGCCAGCGGACGAUGUGGAAUCAUCGGAUAAGAAUGCCAUUCUGGACGGCGGCGAAGGCGAGAUCCUGGAGCUGAACCUGCAAAGCGUCUUCAAUGUGCCACGUGUCGUUCCUGAAGAAUCUGGAGAAGUGAUUUUGGACGGCGGAUUGGAGGAAGAAGUGGCUGCGUCGGCACGUGCUGCCUUACUCCGUUCACGAAGCGGCUGGGAGGAUCUAAUCCAUGCUGUCGAGGAGAGCGACAACCAGGGCGACUCCGCCGACGUGCAUGUUGCGAUCAGUGAGUGGCUCGCGAAACACCCGAAGUUCGAAGUAACAUCGCUCUUUGACGAUGAUAGCGGCGAAGUGUUUGUUGAAGUGGAGGAGGAAGAAGCGUAA